UAAGUUUAACUUUAGCCUUAAAAUAUCUCAGAUAUAAUAUACGUAUAUAUAUAUAUUCCUUACAAAAUUUCAUUUUUACUGGAUCUUUCGUCUCUGGCCUGACGAUUCAUUCCGCAUCUUAUGAUUGUGAUCCCAGGCAAACAUUCUCACAAUAUAAAGUAUCAGUGUGUGGUGGAUUAGUUCAAACACUGGAAUGCUGUAAACAUUAUAUCUUUAUAGUCGUUCUAUAAAUCCUUAUUGAUAGUUAUAUUUGAUUUUUUAUAACAAUGGCUAGUAAACGUACGGCAACUACAGAAUUAAAUCAUGAUAACUGGAAUGAAGAAAAUGAACCUGAAGAUGCAGGAACAUUUACAAAGGCUUCGGAUGAAGUUCUUCAGAAAAGAGUAAUUAAAGCUGCUAGGCGUAGACUGAGCCCUAGAGAUGAAGCUAGCAAAAGUGCAUUUGGUGGAUUUACAGGUUUCAAAACUGCAACUACGACGAGUUCGUUAUCUCCAUUCAGUUUCUUAGCCUCUACGAGUAAUACUUUUCAAUCGAUGUCUUCAUCAACAUCAAACACAAAUAAUGAAUCUAAUAAAAACUCAGAAAAUGGAACUAGUAAGACAGAAAAUGCCCAACAAGUCAAACCACCAUUACCUGAAAAAGAUAAAGAUCAGUCGGAACAAGAAAAUGAAAAAAUUUCUAAAAAAUCUUCAGAAUACUUUUCACAAUUAAAAGGAUUAAAUGAAAGUGUGGCGCAGUGGAUUAAAACACACGUAGAUGAAAAUCCAUUUUGUAUUUUAACACCUAUAUUUAAUGAUUAUGCUAAUUACUUAAAUGAAAUAGAAUUAAAAUACGGAAAUGAAUUUAAGAAACCUAAACAGGAUGAACAAACUUCAUUUGAAAUGGACAAUACUAGUAAAAAUGAUAGCAAAGAUAGUAGUAAUAAGAACGAAAAUGACAAUACUGCAGAAGGUACAAGUAAAAAAUCUUUUUCUGGACUAUCAGAUUGGAAACCAGAAAAAUCAAUCUUUGGAAAUGUCAGAAUAAAUGCUAAAUCAAUAUUUGGUAACACAGACCAAAUAUCAGAAACUCCAAAAUCUAUUUUCAAUAACACGGAACAAAUUACUAAUGUACAAAAACCAAUUUUUGGUAAUGUAGAGACAAAGACAUCUAGUAAAAGUAUAUUUGACAAGCCAAGCCCUGAAAAAAAUCUACUAUUAAAUAAGCCAACUGCAGGUUCAGAAGUUAAAGAUAAUAAUGAAUCUAAAUCUGACAAAAUAGGCAGUGGUUUUACAUUUACAUCCUCUAAUUCGGCUACAUUUAGUUUCGGUCAAAAUUCUACAACUACUAGCCCAUCUGCUGGUUUUAGUUUUGGAAAUACAAAACCAUUUUUUUUUGGUGCUCAAGUCGCAAAACCACAAGAUAAUGAAAACCAAUCUGAAAAUCAAUCUAAAGAUGACGAUCCUGAGGAACCUCCAAAACCGGAUUUUAAACCAGUUACCGAAGAAGGAGCAAUUUUCGAACAAAGAUGUAAAGUGUUUAUUAAAAAAGACGGAAGUUUUAGUGAUAGAGGAAUAGGAACAUUAUUUUUAAAACCAACGCCAAAUGGAAAGACGCAGUUAAUAGUACGAGCAGAAAAUUCAUUGGGAAAUUUAUUAUUAAAUACUUUAUUAACCGAAAGUAUUCCAACACAACGUAUGAAUAAAAAUACCAUAAUGUUGGUUUGUCUGCCGGAUUCUCAACCUCCACCUACGCCAGUUUUGUUAAGAGUGAAAACUAGUGGAGAAGCAGAUGUUUUACUAGAAACUUUAGAUAAACAUAAAAAAUAAAUUACAAAUAAAAUAUCUAGGUACUAUAUUUGACUCCGAAAAAAGCGUUACAAAAUAAUUAAAAAGGAGGUAUGAAAUAUGUUGCAACAAAUGUAAUAUCGUAGACGAAAACUUGAAAUUAAAACAUAAAUGUGUUAAUUGUUGCAUCAUCUUAUAGUCUUGCUAUGUUAUGUUACUACCUUUUAAGAGAAAAAGAUGCCAUUAGCAAGUAUUUAUACGAUUACACAUAAAGAUUGUAAAAUAAGAUUAAUGAAUGUGUAACAUCUAUUAUGGAACUCAUAUUAUAAUACAUAGUAUCAUUGGAAACUUAUCGCAUGUUAUCAUGGGUAAUAUAUUUGAUAUUUUGUAUGAUUCUAACGAUAAAUUUGUUUUUUUGAGAAAAUAUUAGGAAAAAGUCCUUAGAAAUUGUAAUAGUAUUUGCAGUUAAUUUUUCUUAAAAAAGAAAUAGCAGAAUAACGUAUUAAAAAAUGCUGUAUAUCAUUUAAAAAAUAGAUGUUUCUCUCUCUAUCUCUCU
Molecule: messenger RNA, 2322 nt
Organism: Polistes canadensis
Lineage: Eukaryota; Metazoa; Arthropoda; Insecta; Hymenoptera; Vespidae
Gene: Nup50
Product: nuclear pore complex protein Nup50
Exons: 5
Coding region: 267-1808 (513 amino acids)
Biological process (GO): protein import into nucleus
Cellular component (GO): nuclear pore
Source: RefSeq, a predicted model, not a curated record